Molecule: messenger RNA, 1569 nt
Organism: Eublepharis macularius
Lineage: Eukaryota; Metazoa; Chordata; Lepidosauria; Squamata; Eublepharidae
Product: vomeronasal type-2 receptor 26-like
Exons: 4
Coding region: 1-1569 (522 amino acids)
Biological process (GO): G protein-coupled receptor signaling pathway
Cellular component (GO): membrane
Molecular function (GO): G protein-coupled receptor activity
Source: RefSeq, a predicted model, not a curated record
AUGUGGACUAAAAACUAUCAGCACAUCCUUGCCUUUGGCUUUGCUGUUAAUGAGAUCAACAAGAACACAAAACUCUUACCAAACACAACCCUGGGAUUCGAGAUCUAUGACAACAAUUUCCAUGAAAGAAAGUCAUACUGGAACACUCUAAGCCUUCUCUCCAGAGGGCAGGUGUCUCUCCCCAACUACAGCUGUGACAGGAAGAGGAAGGUUAUGGCCAUGAUUGGUGGUCUCACUUCCCUAAUCUCCAUUGAGAUGUGCAAGAUCUCAGCAACCUACAAGAUCCCACAGCUUCACUCUUUUCUGAGAAACAUCCGCUUUAACACCACCACUGGAGAAGAAAUCUUUUUUGAUGAAAAUGGGGACCUGGUGGCUGGGUACGAUAUCAUGAACCUGGUCACAUUCUUCAACAACUCCUUCCAAAGGGCCCAGGUUGGAAGAAUAGACUCCCUGGAUCUUGCAGGCCAAACAUUUACUAUUGAUAGAAGUCUCAUUUCAUGGAAUCCUAUAUUUAAACAGGAAAUCCCCCGAUCCAGGUGUGUGGAGAGCUGCCUUCCUGGGCAGAGGAGGAUCGUGAAGGAGGGGGAAGAUGUCUGUUGCUACGAUUGCGUUCAGUGCCCUGAAGGGAGCAUUGCAGUCCAGAAGGAUGCAGAUCUGUGUGAAAAGUGCCCAGAAGAUCAGUAUCCAAACAAGAAACAGAUUCGGUGCAUCGACAAAGUGAUCACCUACUUAUCCUACACUGAACCCUUGGGAGGAGUUCUGGCUUCCUUGGCCCUUUUCCUUUCUGUGAUAACAAUGAUGGUGUUGGGGCUCUUUGUUCUGCACUGGGACACUCCCAUCGUCAAGGCCAACAACAGGAGCAUCACCUGCACCCUCCUGGCCUCUCUGCUGCUCGGCUUCCUCUGCUGCUUCCUGUUCAUUGGCCAGCCUGGGAAGCUGACCUGCCUUCUUCGCCAAACUCUCUUUAGCAUCACCUUCUCCGUCUCAGUUUCUUCUGUGCUGGGCAAAACCAUCACUGUGGUUGUGGCUUUCAUGGCCACCAAGCCAGGAAACAGGAUGAGGAAAUGGGUUGGGAAGAGGCUGGCACUGUCAGUUAUUAUUGUUGGUUCUUUCAUUCAAACAGGCAUCUGUGUUGCGUGGUUGGCAAUUUCACCCCCUUUCCCAGAGCUGGACAUGCAUUCCCAGGUGGGCCAGAUCACAGUGAAAUGCAACGAAGGCUCAGAGAUCAUGUUCUACCUAGUCCUGGGCUACAUGGGCUUUCUGGCCACCAUCAGUUUCACUGUGGCUUUCCUAGCAAGAAGGUUACCUGACAGUUUCAAUGAAGCCAAGCUGAUCACCUUCAGCAUGCUGCUCUUCUGCACUGUUUGGGUUUCCUUUGUCCCAACAUAUCUUAGCACCAAAGGGAAAUACAUGGUGGCCGUGGAGAUCUUCUCCAUCUUGGCCUCCAGUGCUGGCUUGUUGGGUUGUAUCUUCUUCCCCAAAUGCUACAUUAUAAUACUGAGACCUGAACUGAAUACCAAGCAACAGUUAGUAAGGGAAACUACAGAAAAGAUAAAGUUUCACAACUGA